GGUCCCUCCCACGUUGGACAGUCCGGGCCCCAUGCCCAGCGGCUGACACUUGGGGGCGCUCAAUAAAUCUAGCGGGACUGAUUCCGGCGCUUCCUCCGGACAAGUUCGCCCCGUUGCGAGGCGGGAACUCGCCUACGAGAGAACUCGCCUACCGUCCUCGCGCGAGCCGAGGCGCCCCCAGAGCGGACACGGGAAACCCACCCGCGACUCCACGGCUAGCCCCAGAAGCCCGGCCCCGGAGAAGAUGGCAGAUGAUCAAGGCUGUGGUGUGGAGCAGGCAGCUGGGGACACAGGCAGCCCAGAUGCAGUUGAUGCCAAGCCAGACCGGUCCUCCUUUGUCCCAUCACUCUUCAGUAAGAAGAAGAAAAAUGACCCGGGGAAAUCAAUCAAGGCAGCCCAGGAGCGAGUGCCUACAUACCAGUAUAACAUGAAUUUCGAGAAGGUGGGCAAGUGCAUCAUCAUAAACAACAAGAACUUCGACAAAAAGACAGGGAUGGGCGUCCGCAAUGGAACGGACAAAGAUGCCGAGGCUCUGUUCAAGUGCUUCAGAAACCUGGGUUUUGAUGUGGUCGUCCAUAAUGACUGUUCUUGUGCCAAGAUGCAGGAUCUGCUGAAGCAAGCCUCUGAAGAGGACCACAGAAAUUCUGCUUGCUUCGCCUGCAUCUUGCUAAGCCAUGGAGAGGAGAAUUUAAUUUAUGGGACAGAUGGCGUGACAGCAAUAAAGGACUUGACGGCCCAUUUUAGGGGGGACAGAUGCAGAAGCCUUCUAGAGAAACCCAAACUCUUCUUCAUUCAGGCUUGCCGGGGGACAGAGCUCGAUGAUGGAGUCCAGGCCGACUCGGGGCCGAUCAAUGACGAAGAUGCCAAUCCUCGAUACAAGAUCCCCGUUGAAGCCGACUUCCUCUUCGCCUAUUCUACAGUUCCAGGCUAUUACUCAUGGAGGAACCCAGGAAGUGGGUCUUGGUUUGUACAAGCCCUCUGCUCCACCCUGAACGAGCAUGGCAAGAGCCUGGAGAUCUUGCAUAUCCUCACCAGGGUGAACAACAGGGUGGCCAGGCACUUCGAGUCCCAGUCUGAUGACCCCCACUUCCAUGAGAAGAAGCAGAUCCCGUGUGUGGUCUCCAUGCUCACCAAGGAACUCUACUUCUGAAAAAAUAACCAUUUCAGGGAUGCAUUCAAGUGGGAAAGCUAUGGAUCAUUUGUUCAUGAGUCUUUUCUUUUCUUUUUUUCUUUUUUUUUUUUUUUUAAUGGUCUAUCCCUGGAAAUUCUAAAGGAUUUUAAUUCAGGAACAUUUAUUGAUUCAACAGGAAGGAAACUUUCUGGUGCUGUCUUACAUUUUUAAUGUUUUUGGAGAUUUUUUUUUAUUUUUUACAAUGUUAUCCAUUUGAUGGCUUUGUCAUUUCUUCUUAAGACUAAUUUUCUGUUCAUGUCUUUCUCCUUGUUGUCCCACUUAGUUCAUACAACAGAAACAACCUCCACAGACUCUUGGCUGUGUCCGCCAUGAUUGUGUUGACAUGGCAGACAGGGUCCACCUGGCCCUAAGCAUUCCAGUGCUUGAAAAAAAGCAGGCUGUAUUCACCUGUGUUGCAGAAAGUGGGUAUUGAGUGUGAUUUGAGUGAUUUUUCAUUGGCUUAGGACAGAUUCUCAUGCAAAACUUCCCAGAUAAAGCGGGGGUGGUGGGGGGCCGCGGGGUGGAAUGUUCGUGAUUCUAAUAGGUAUCAGAUAGAAAACAGAAACCGUUUUAGGUAUUUCAAUAGAAGGAAUUUAACAGAGGAAAUUGACCUACAAAAAUAGUAAAAGAGAAGCCAAAUAAAAGGAAUCUAUGACCACCUAGGACUAUGAAAAGGUGUGGUCCCCUCGAUCCAGAAACUGGGGUUGCCCAUAGGAGCCGGAACGGUCAUGGUGGCUGCCUGGUGAGAUCUGAGAUCACCAAGAAUUGGGAAUUGGAGCCA
Messenger RNA from Neogale vison (American mink), 1952 nucleotides. It is a transcript of the gene CASP7, whose product is annotated as caspase 7. Bases 245 to 1150 code for a protein of 301 amino acids. The record is from RefSeq and is a predicted model, not a curated record. Gene Ontology annotation, biological process: apoptotic process; proteolysis. The transcript is spliced from 7 exons. Gene Ontology annotation, cellular component: cytoplasm. Lineage: Eukaryota; Metazoa; Chordata; Mammalia; Carnivora; Mustelidae.